GAUGGCUGAGCAUCCAUGGCCCGUGCACGGUCGUGGUGCCUGUUUGCCUGGCUGCCAAAGCUUUCGGAUGAUCAUCCUCUCCCGCUCUCUCCUACUUCAAUCCCUUGCUUGUGUCCUGCUGCUUGCGAUGACUUCUAUGCGGGUUAAUGGCGCAGCUUUCAAGCGACCGAUCCUUGGCCGAUGGUCUUCGGCUAGCAAUGCUCCUGACCCGGGAGACAGCCACGCCCGUCUUCUCGCCCUGCACGUCAGACGCAAUAUGGCGAUGGUGUCGACCGCGCCGCCUUCCUCGCCUCCAGUGGCUGAGUCGGAAGGGAGCAUGACACUGCUACAACCCGAGCUCUUCCUACCGAGCAACCGGAGCGUAGUGCCUCCCAUUGUCGUUCAUACCACUUCUCCAGACUUUGAGACGACAGCUUCUGGGUGGGUGUGCGCAUCUAUCAUUCGCGACUUCACGUUUCAUCCUACCGAUACCCAGAUGUACUUCAUUCUCGACGAGCUCUGUAUAAGUAGAGAUGAAGGGGAUAUUGUAAGUCGGCGGUUCUCCAUACGAAAAGCCGAUCUUGCGCUGGCGCGCCAGGGUUUCAAAGAUAGCUCGGUGCUCAGCUAUUGGUGGCGCUAUGGCGCAGAGAGCGGCCUGAGUGAGACAUCUGACUUCGUGUGGAGGAAGAAUAUAACUGACAACAUAUCAAUGGCGUACCUGUUUGGUCUCGACGUGAACAGAGAAGGAGACCAGCUGGUCACUGGGGCAAGUCCGGGCAUUGGGACUCAGUCGAGUGUGGUGUGGCUUUCCACGGUGAAUGGCACUCGAACGAGCGUCGAGAUAACUGCGGACUUUGUAUGGAGCGUGGCAUUCAAUCCGAAGAAGACGGAACUGUUCAUCUCCGACGUCGCCAGUCCCGUUCGGAUUCUGUCGACGGCGGUCACAGACUCCGGGAGGCUGGACGCCAACGGGAAAUGGAAGGAAGUGUGUAAUUCCUCCACCGGCGACCCGAACAUUACACGCGCUGGAUUCGACUCAAGUAGCUUUCUGCCGGACGAGAGCUGCCUUUAUUUCGCCGACAGCAAGUAUAACCGCGUUUGGGGAAUCGAUCCUCGCUCCCCUUCCGCGACGGCCACCCUUGUGGCCGGGUCGGGUCAGAGCGGGUCCGUCGAUGGCGAUGGUCCCAAAUCUCAGUUCGAUUCCGUGGCGAACGCAGUAUCGACACCGGACGGUUGUAACGUCUUCGUUACCGAGCUUGGGAGCGGUUUACUUCGGUGGCUGAAGCUGGACGCGCACUGCACCACGGCGACCAGAGUACACCAGGUCGCCAGAUACAGUGCCGGCGGGUUGUGGGGAUUGGCGCUUCGCCAAGCGGGCAGCGAACUAAGUCUGUACGUCGGAGCGUCCGAUGGUUCCGUGUUCGAGCUGAUAAUCAACAAUUCGCAUCUCCACUCUUGCUCGCCUGCUACUCCCGCUUCUGGCCCCUCGCCUCCAGAAUUUUCGUCGGCUGGCCUCAGCUCCCGACGAACUAAUUUACAUCUCGUGGUCGGGCUGUCCGUGUCGAUCUCAGCCUUCCUGGCGCUUGCCACGUGCCUUAUUGUCCUUGUGUACAGAGCGCGCCGGAAUGGAGGGAAACAGGGGCAGGCUAAAUCGUCGCCGAAUGCAACUGGUAGCUCAACUGUCGAGAUCGGACGGACCACCAAUGACACUAGGGAGGGGGUUGCAUGCCAGGAGGGCGGGAGAGGUGGGGGACUUCAGCCCUUGCAAGUGAGACGAUUCUCGCUGGCAGCUCUGCAGCAUUGCACAGAAAAUUUCAGCAAGAGAUACCGCAUCGGGGACAGUGGAGCGUUCGGAGAUGUGUACUGGGGCUCGAUCGACGAUCAGGAUUUGGCCAUGAAGGUGAUGACGGGGGAUCUGACGGAGGGAAAGAGAAGCAUGUUCCUGGCAGAAGUGAACACGUUGAGCAGACUCCAUCAUGCCAACCUUAUCGGACUGGUGGGAUUCUGUGACGAGGGGAGUCGGUCGAUCUUGGUGUACCCCUACUUCCAGGGAGGAAGUCUGUACGCUCGCCUGCACCACAGAGAGAAGGCAGUUCCUGGAAGACCUCUUCUCCCUCCUCUGACACUCAUUGAGCGGAUUUGUAUCGCCUGGCAGAUUGCCAGGGGGCUCAGUUACCUUCACGGGGGAGCCGACCCGCCAGUCAUUCAUCGCGACAUCAAGAGCAGCAACGUCCUUCUUGGUGAUGGCGCUGGGGAGAAGCUGCGCAUCGUGCUCGCGGAUUUCGGACUAGCGACCAUCGGAGAAAGAGUGUUUGGCGGGACAACACGCGACACGGCCGUGAAGACCUCGCACGUGAGCGGGACGUUCGGGUACAUGGCGCCGGAGUACGUGAUGAGCGGAACCCUGUCCGAGAAGAUCGACGUGUACGCUUUUGGCGUGAUCCUUCUGGAGCUGCUUACGGGGCGAAAGGCGGCCACGGAGGCGCCGUCCGGUAACGGGUCAUUGCAAACGUUAGUGGACUGGGCGAGGCCGUUCUUGCGUAGCGAAUUUAUUGCUGGUGGAGGGAUGCCGCAUGCAAUUCUGGACACUUGCUUGCGUGAUGAGGUGGCGAGGUUCUCGUUCCAGCAGAUGACGAUGGAGGCACUGCGUUUAGCGAGCAACUGCUUGAUUAUUAUGCCUGCUGCGAGACCAAGGAUGACCGAGCUAGCGGAGAGGCUUGGGGAUCUGUUGCAGGCGGAGAUCCUUGCUCUCGACAACUCGGUAGCUCAUCUCCAAGACCGCCUUCAGCGGGUGGAGCAGCGACCAGUCGCCGCCGCCGAUGCAGGCUCUUCCAACACUGCCGACCGCCUCACCGCGUUGGAGAUGCACGUCGGCUUCCUCCAUGAUGGCGCACAGUUACAGCAGACCGCGACDCAACAAUUGCAGCAGCGGAUCUGCACUACAGCCACCACCUCGAGUCCGGAGCCGCGCGAGACAACUCCUAAGUUCGAUGGGCAGGAGAUCUUCCACGACUMAAUCAAGACAGAUCCGAUUCCAUGGUUUCGCAAGUUUGAACUCACGCUGCAGCUCCACAACGUCAAGGAAAACAAGCACCACGCCUACUUGUACUCUCGCUCAGGGGGCGCGUGUCAGGCGUGGUUGGGUAACUUGUUGUCCAAGUACGGAGUGGUCGCAGCGGACUUGCACACCAVGAUCAGCUGGGAUGAUCUGAAGGCAGCAUGGCACAAGCGGUUCCAGGUGGAGCCGCCAGAGAUCAAGGYCAUGGACAAGCUUAUGGUUUUCGAGCAAGGCUCGCUGCCGAGUACGGACUGGAUCGCCGAGUACCAACGCUUGACGUCAGUCCCAGACAUCCAGAUGGGCUUCAAGGCCAUCCGCCACUAUUUCAUCUCAAGGUCAUGUCCGGCAUUGAGCAAUGCCCUVACGCAUGUCGAGGACACCUUGACGACGACGGCGGAACUAUUCGACAAGGUUGCGCAGAUCAUCGUUACGAACAAGGAGGCCAAAAACCUCCGUUCAUCUGCGUCAGGCCCGAGCAGGGACCAGCAUCGGCCAAGAGUGGCCGUGGUCGCAGCGGCAGCGCCGUUAGACCAAUCCAGCGAGGCUGCGUCUGCCAGUGAAGGGGACAGAUUCGCAGCCGCCSGGGAAGGUGGCCGCCCCGGCAGAGGCCGAGGUCGCGGCAAGCCGAAGACACACACCGUUUCUAACCCCCCGCCCGGUGCAGCAGCUCAGACAGGCCCAUGGACCCCGUACGGCAUCUCCGAGUCCGCCUACAAGGCGCCUACAAGGCGCGCAAGAGAUUCUACUAUUGCCUUUGGUGCAACAACGAUCUUCAUCAGACGCAGGUCUGCCGAAGCUUGGUAAUGGCCCCAGUAUGUUCAUCAGGGUUGAAUUGUUAGGUCCCCGGCCUCUUCUGAACUUCUGUUAUUUGUAAUAAAGGUGACCGACGUCU
Messenger RNA from Chara braunii, 3929 nucleotides. The record is from the annotation of a GenBank genome assembly. NCBI's taxonomy places the organism in Eukaryota, Viridiplantae, Streptophyta, Charophyceae, Charales, Characeae.